AUGGAUAUUCAUGUUCUUCAAAGCCAGCCCGCCCAGAAGGUCGCGUUUAAAGGCUCUUCCACGGUUCGUGUGGAUUUGGUCCGCGGCGGGUUCCAGCCGCGCCUUCCGACUUCGCUGCCGCCCCCAGGGCAGCAGCAGCAGCCGUCGCCGCUACCACGCCGACAGCCCGUCCCGUUGAUGCCUCCCGCGCAGCUUCAUCCGGGAGCGCCCCAGGUGGUCGCUCCGGCGCCUGCGGUCCCUCUUCAGUCGCCACCGCCUUCGGAGCUGAUGGACGUCGACCCCUCAGCCGGGCCGCCUUCCCAAGCGGUGGCUGUGCAGCCUGUCCUGCAGCCGCUUUCCUUGGGCACCCCCAAGGAGUCUGACACCGCAGCGCCUUGUCCGGCGCCCACUCAGCAGCCGUCGCCGCAGCGUCAGGAGACGCUGCCUCUCUUCGUGGGUCCCGACGCCCCGUCGCGUCCAGUACCAGAAGCUGCGCCCGUGGUCACAGGCAAAGGAGGCAGCCAGUUCUCGGCGGGAGAAGUUUUGGGCUUUGUUCUUGAAGGGCUGCGCGAGUCAGCGGGCCAGCCGGUGGGGAACAAUGGCCGCUAG
Molecule: messenger RNA, 588 nt
Organism: Schistocerca americana (American grasshopper)
Lineage: Eukaryota; Metazoa; Arthropoda; Insecta; Orthoptera; Acrididae
Product: proline-rich protein 2-like
Exons: 3
Coding region: 1-588 (195 amino acids)
Source: RefSeq, a predicted model, not a curated record